AUGAGGAAUCAAGAAUGCAAAGAAACGUCAGAUUCAACAAAUAUUGUUGGUGAAGGGUUUGAAAGUGACUCUGAUAUUCUCUCUGUCAUAGCUGAUGAAAAUUUUUUUGACUCUUGGAUUUUAGAUUCUAGUUGUUCAUUCCAUAUGUGCCCGUAUAAGGAGUGCUUUGACACUUACAAGGCAUAUGAUGGAUGUACUGUUUUGAUGGAUAAUGAUUCUAGCUCUAAAGUUGUUAGAAUAGGAACUGUUAAGGUGAAGAUGUUUGAUGGUGUUGUGAGAAAACUGACUGAUGUGAGACAUGUUCCAACAUUAAGGAGGAGCUUAAUCUCUUUGGGAGCUUUGGAUACUCGAGGUGGAGUUGUGAAGGUUGAGUCAAGUCACAAAAGGCAUUCAGUUAGUGUGAAGGAAUGUGACAAGGUGGAGAAGACUCCAAUUUCAGUUAAAAGUUGUUUGAAGAAAGAAAACAUCAAUGAAAGAUUGAAGAAUGUGAAGACAAGUGCUCAAGUAAAGUUCAAUAAGAGUAUGAAUUGGUUUGAGUUGUGA
Molecule: messenger RNA, 543 nt
Organism: Cannabis sativa
Lineage: Eukaryota; Viridiplantae; Streptophyta; Magnoliopsida; Rosales; Cannabaceae
Exons: 2
Coding region: 1-543 (180 amino acids)
Source: RefSeq, a predicted model, not a curated record